AUGUCGCUGCCACCCGACUACUCCAACGAGAUCAGCGCGCUCGAUCGCGAAGUCCUCAAGCACCAGCCCCAGGACGUCCUGCAGUUUUGCGCCAACUUCUUCCUGCGCCGCCUCGAGUCGCAGCGCGCCGAGUUCCUGCUGAGCCAGGAGCACUCCGUGCGCGCCAAACUCGGCGGGGGCCUGACGGCGGAGAACAGCUUCCCGGGCAGCAAUCCCUUCAGAAGCACCUCGCCCGCCCGCUCCAGCACCCCGCUGGGCAUGCAAAGUGUUGAGGAGGAGGACGAGAACGACCUCGUGGCCUCGCCGACCGCUUCGUCAUUCCCCCGCUCCAUCAACAGCAACAUGGACCAGGGCCCCACCGCCGUGCAGCAGGACUCGGCCUCGACGUUUGGCAACUUUGGCAACUUUGGCAACUUCGGCAGCAGCUUCGGCCAGGGCGGCUUCAUGAUGUCCACCAGCCCGACCCCCUCCAACUCCGGCUUUUCCGCAAUGGACAACCAGAGCUUCCCCAACAACUACAACAUGGGCCGCCGCACGUCCGUGUCCGCCGAGUCGCUCAACCCCACCUCUGCCCUGCACGAGAACUGGUCGCCGCCCUACCACCCCAAGACCGACGACCAGCAGCAGCGCCUGCGAAACGCCGUGGCCGGCAACUUCCUCUUCUCGCACCUCGAUGACGAACAAACCACGCAGGUCCUGGGCGCUCUCCAGGAGAAGCCCAUCCCCACCAAGGGCAUCAAAGUCAUCGUGCAGGGAGAUGUUGGCGACUACUUCUACGUGGUCGAGUCGGGCCACUUCGACUACUACGUGAGCGACACCGGCAAGCUCGAGGCCGGCCUUGAGGGUAUUGGCCACAAGGUCGGCAGCGCCGGCCCCGGAGCCUCCUUCGGCGAGCUGGCCCUCAUGUACAACGCGCCUCGCGCUGCCACCGUCAUCUCCUCCGAGCCCUCGACUCUGUGGGCACUCGACCGUGUCACCUUCCGCCGCAUCCUGAUGGACAGCGCCUUCCAACGGAGACGCAUGUACGAAGGCUUCCUCGAGGAAGUCCCGCUCCUCUCCUCGCUCACGUCGUACGAACGCUCCAAGAUCGCGGAUGCUCUCGAGACGAAGAAGUACCCCGCCGGCACGACCAUCAUACAGGAGGGUGACGCGGGCGAGUCGUUCUACAUUUUGGAGUCCGGCGAUGCUCAGGUGUACAAGCGUGGCUUUGACAAGCCCGUCAAGCGCUACUCGAAGGGCGACUACUUCGGUGAGCUGGCCCUGCUCAACGAUGCUCCCCGUGCGGCGUCUGUCGUGAGCGCGUCGGAGAUCAAGGUUGCAACGCUCGGCAAGGACGGAUUCCAGAGGUUGUUGGGCCCCGUGGAGGGCAUCAUGCGCCGGAAUGACCCGAGCAAGCUUCCCAUCGUCUUCGACGAGGCGGAUCCGCUGUCAGAACAGCGCUUCGGAUCGGAGCCAAUGACGACAUCGGCAUAA
Molecule: messenger RNA, 1473 nt
Organism: Diplodia corticola
Lineage: Eukaryota; Fungi; Ascomycota; Dothideomycetes; Botryosphaeriales; Botryosphaeriaceae
Product: camp-dependent protein kinase regulatory subunit
Exons: 1
Coding region: 1-1473 (490 amino acids)
Biological process (GO): regulation of protein phosphorylation
Cellular component (GO): nucleus; cAMP-dependent protein kinase complex
Molecular function (GO): cAMP-dependent protein kinase regulator activity
Source: RefSeq, a predicted model, not a curated record